AAUCGGUUGGGAACGGUCUCUCAAAAAAGUGAUUUCUUGUGGUUUUAUAAAAUUUGUGAAAAAAAGUUAUAUUGUUAAGAUGAGUGGAUCAGGGAAAGGACUUUUAGGCUUGUGGUUAUAUCGUAGUGGUGAACAGGAGUGGUCAGUUAAACAUGGAAGUCCAUUACAUAAAAAACCCAUUGACAAUGAAGUCAAGGAAACUAGAGUUGAUGAAGGAUUAAAAAAUCAUUCACCCGGAGACAGGAUAUCUAUAAUUUUCACUCUCAAAAAUCAAGUUGGCAAUUUAGCAAGAGCCUUACAAGUUUUUCAAGAGCUUGGGAUAAAUGUCCUGCAUUUGGAGUUGUCGCCACUUGAGAAUGCCACAAACCAAGCUGAUGUCCUGGUGGAUGUUGAGUGUGAUCGAAAGAAAUUGGAUCAAGUUUUAGUGAUGUUAAAUCGGGAAGUUCAAUCGGUUAAUUAUACCUCAGCUACGGAUGAUAAUAAUCAAGUUAUUGGAGGGAGAGGAACGCUUUCGGCUUGUUCAAGUUUUGAUUUCGGUGAUAUGGUAUGGUUUCCGAGGAAAAUUUCGGAUUUGGAUAAAGCACAAAAUGUAUUGAUGUAUGGCUCGGAAUUAGAUGCUGAUCAUCCAGGAUUUAAGGAUCCAGUUUAUAGAAAGAGGAGAGAACAAUUUAGUGCAAUUGCUAAUUCGUAUAAGCAUGGAAACACAAUACCGAGGGUUCAGUAUACACCUGAAGAAAUCAAAACUUGGGGUACAGUAUUCAAUGAGCUGCGACGUUUAUAUGUCCAACAUGCUGUCCCUGAGUAUCUUGAAAAUUGGCCAGAUUUGGUAAAAUUUUGUGGCUACCGUGAGGAUAAUUUGCCUCAACUUCAAGAUGUCAGUACAUAUUUGAAACAUAAAACUGGAUUUCAAUUGCGACCUGUUGCUGGAUACCUCUCACCAAGGGAUUUUCUUUCUGGACUAGCAUUUCGUGUUUUUCAUUGUACCCAAUACAUUCGACAUUCAUCAGAUCCGUUUUAUACUCCAGAACCGGAUUGCUGUCAUGAACUUUUGGGACAUAUGCCAUUGUUGGCAAAUCCAAGUUUUGCUCAAUUUUCUCAAGAAAUUGGUCUGGCUUCAUUGGGUGCUUCAGAUGCUGAUAUUGAAAAACUUGCUACUCUUUACUUUUUUACCGUCGAAUUUGGUCUCUGUCUUCAACCAGAUAAAUCAUUUAAAGUUUACGGUGCUGGAUUGUUAAGUUCUAUUGCAGAACUUACACAUGCUAUUCAGGCAACUGAGAAAAUAAAAAAGUUUGAUCCUGAAAUAACUUGCAAGGAGGAGUGCAUCAUCACUUCAUAUCAAAAUGCUUACUACUAUACUGAUUCGUUUGAAGAAGCUAAGGAAAAAAUGAGAGAAUUUGCUGAUAGUAUUCAACGACCAUUUGGAGUAAGAUACAAUGCUUACACUCAAAGUGUUGAAGUUCUUUCGAAUGCACAAAAAAUCACUGCAGUUGUAACCGAAUUGAAGGGGGAUCUUAGCAUUGUUUUCUCAGCUUUGAAGAAGAUAUCUGCUCAAGAUGAUAAUUUGGACUUGGAAGCAGUAACAAAUAUGUUACACACAAGUCUUAAUGUUUGUGGUGAUAGAAGUCCAAUGAAUUCUAUAAGUCCUGAUAAUUCUGACAAUUCCCAAAACUCCAUUGAAGACCAUUUUAAAAAGUAAACUCAUAAUAAAGGCAUGAAAAGAAAAAACAGGACCAAUUAUAGGGAACAAUUUACGGUAUAGGGACAUAAAAUAUUGACUUAAAAAUGUAUUAAAUAAAUGUUUAUAAAAAUUGUUAUAUGUAUGUAUAAAUAUUAAUUCUAUGUGUUUAAAUACAAAAAUAAUAAAUAUUAUAUCUGGUGUUUUUGGUAUAAACAUGAUAACACAAAAUUAGAAUUUUUUAUUUAAAAUGUUUAUUUAAAAGUAUUAUAUCAAAUAAUUACUGUCACUUUAAGAAAAUUUCGGCAAAAAGUAUCAUAGAAGAAGUCUUUUAAUAAUUUUUUUUAAAUGCAGUUAUCAUGUUUAUACCACCACAAAUAUGUCGAUAGCGAAAUCAGUAGUAUGUUUCAGCUUAAUGGCUUUUGUUAAAAUAAAUUCUAA
Molecule: messenger RNA, 2116 nt
Organism: Episyrphus balteatus (marmalade hoverfly)
Lineage: Eukaryota; Metazoa; Arthropoda; Insecta; Diptera; Syrphidae
Gene: Trhn
Product: tryptophan 5-hydroxylase 1
Exons: 9
Coding region: 80-1696 (538 amino acids)
Biological process (GO): serotonin biosynthetic process; aromatic amino acid metabolic process
Cellular component (GO): neuron projection
Molecular function (GO): iron ion binding; tryptophan 5-monooxygenase activity
Source: RefSeq, a predicted model, not a curated record